AUGACAACAACUUCGUUAUACUACUUUGGACAAACAGAUGAUGCGUACUCCGUUACAAUCUUCGAGAGCAUGGAAGAAGAAUAUGGAUUGUUCGUAUGGCCGUGUAGUAUUGUCACGCUACAUAUUGUUCUGGCUGAGUAUGUUUGGCAGCAACGAUCUCGCUUUUCUGGAGCUAACGUGGUUGAGCUUGGAGCAGGAACUUCCUUGCCUGGGUUAGUGGCUGCAAAAGUGGGUUCAAUUGUUACAUUAACUGAUGCAUCCGACAAACUAGAGGUAUUGGAAAACAUGAUGAAGGUAUCUUAUAUAAACAAGCUGAAUUGCAAGGUAAUGGGAUUGACAUGGGGAAGUUGGGAUGAGGAAAUAUUCAGUUUAAAACCAAAGAUUAUCCUUAGAGCUGAUGUGUUGUAUGAUAAUAACUUGAGCAGGAAACUGGUUCACAUAUUAUCAGGAUUGCUUUUCAUGUUUUCCUGGUUAAUAUUCAGGAAUCUCUCAACAUCUAUUAUCAUGGAAAGAAUACCAAGCAGAUGGACUCACAAGAAACAACACAUAGUUAAUGAUUUUAGAUCAGUUGCAGGCGGCGAUGAUGAUCUGGACAGAGAAGAUGAAGAAGACGACGAUGGUUCUAGUCGAUGA
Molecule: messenger RNA, 633 nt
Organism: Impatiens glandulifera
Lineage: Eukaryota; Viridiplantae; Streptophyta; Magnoliopsida; Ericales; Balsaminaceae
Product: probable methyltransferase-like protein 23
Exons: 9
Coding region: 1-633 (210 amino acids)
Cellular component (GO): nucleus; cytoplasm
Source: RefSeq, a predicted model, not a curated record